Molecule: messenger RNA, 1029 nt
Organism: Hyaloperonospora brassicae
Lineage: Eukaryota; Oomycota; Peronosporomycetes; Peronosporales; Peronosporaceae
Source: the annotation of a GenBank genome assembly
AUGACGACGACGACGGCGACGACGACGGCAGGGGCGGCGCCGCUUUACGGAUGCAGCGAGCGUCCGGUUGUGAUGGUCGACGUGGACCACACGCUGACCGACCUGCUCGCGUGCAUGACAGCGUGGCAGGAAGCAGAGCGCGAGACGCACACGCAUGGAAGCUACGAAGACGGAGACGGAGAAGGAGUGAAAGAGACAGGGUCAAAACGUGGAGCAAGUCCCUGGGAGCAAAGCGAUGUAGAGAGCAAGAGAUGCGCGUUCUUCGGGUCCAAGCACUUUUUGGAGACGGAGCUGGAAGCGGUAGAAGGAGCCGCGGAAGUGUUGAAGCCGUUGCGCAGUGCCUUUUCACUGCUGGCGAUCACAGCUCGUCCGCGGUCUGCGGAGAAACAGACGCGCGAGUGGCUCGACCAGCACUUUGCUGGCGUGUUUGACAAGCUGGUGUUUGUGGACGACGAGGCCAGUCCGGUACACUUGGUCGCGCGCAAAAAGGAGCUGUAUGAUGAUUUCAAGGUGAAGGUUGCGGUAGGAUCGGAUCUUGCCGAGUUGACCGAAGCAGCGAAAGACGUGGAUCACGUGGUCGUCGUCGGCUCCAUGCCAUGGACAAAGGGGGCGGCAACGUCGCACUCGUGUGUCAUCGAGAUUGAAAAUUGGUCAGCGGCAAGAGAGGUCUUUGACCGGCUAAUUAAGGAGCUUGAUCUCCAGCCUUUGAACAAGGUUCUUUCUGGACCUCGCCUUGCUCGGUACACAGACGACCUUGUCACAGUGUCGAUACGAAAACCGGCAGUAUUUUACGCCAAUAUCAUCAACUCGAAGUUCACGGUGCAGAAGCAGGAGACCGUUCGACUGCAGGCGUCCGAGGCGGCCAUCACGGCAGCAGUGCAGGUGGCGGAGAUUCUGCGCAUGCAAAACAGUGCCAUCACGACGAAAAUCACUACACGAUACGCGCUAAAUCGCCCUAAAGACCGUGGCGGUUACCGCGUGCCAAAGAUCGAGUUGGUGCUCCAGCGUAUUGUGCACUCAGCAGCUUAG